Cyprinus carpio (common carp) is the source of this 1448-nucleotide messenger RNA. RefSeq names its product G protein-coupled receptor 35-like. The record is from RefSeq and is a predicted model, not a curated record. Gene Ontology annotation, biological process: phospholipase C-activating G protein-coupled receptor signaling pathway; positive regulation of Rho protein signal transduction. Gene Ontology annotation, molecular function: G protein-coupled receptor activity. Lineage: Eukaryota; Metazoa; Chordata; Actinopteri; Cypriniformes; Cyprinidae. Gene Ontology annotation, cellular component: membrane.
CGCAGCACCGCAUCGAGAACAGUGGUGCUGACAGACUCACCGGCUUUUCUGAGAGAAGAACAAGCUAUAAAUCAUGGUUGAGUGUAACAACAGUGUGGCGUUGAACCUCACAGACACAGCGUUGAGACGGUUUGAACGUGUGGCCUACAUAUUUGUCUUCAUAGUGGGCCUUUUCUUCAACAUCAUGGCUCUGUGUAUCUUCUGUCGCCUCAAGCGCUGGACCGACACGCAUAUCUACAUGUUCAACCUACUGGCUGCCGAUUUCCUGGCCAUUAUUUUCCUACCUAUCAGAAUAUGGGACGCCUUUUACCCAAUAAAACCGAGUGAAUUGUGUACAUUCCUGCUGAGCACCCAAUUCGCCAACAUGUACAGCAGCAUCUUCACCAUUACAGCCAUCAGCAUUCACCGAUUUAUAGCCGUCAGGUUUCCAUUUCUGACCAAAGCACUGGCCUCCAAAAGUAAGACGAUUGCCAUUUCAAAGUGCAUCUUCAUCUGGGUGAUCAUAACGGUGAUCUGUGUUAGGAACCGGGAAGAACUUGACAAAGAAAAAUUUGAGACCUGCUAUGACCGAAAACUGGCAAACAAGCUCGGAAUCCCCUUUAUCUUGCUUUUAGAGAUUUUAGGGUAUCUUAUUCCAGUGCUCAUCAUCAUAUUUUGCUCCACACAAACCAUCUACAUCCUGGUCAGAUCCCUUCAGAAUGUUCAAGGCAGGGAUAGAGUGGAAAGGAAAAACAUUGCUGCUGUUAUCGCCGCGAACAUGUGCACAUUCAUAGUUUGCUUCACGCCUGUUCAUAUUGGUCUUUUGUUGCAGUUUUUAUCAAAUAAUUCACACAAAGACUUUGUGCAUGUGUUUUUUAAUGUUGCCACAUUGAUCGCUUUUACCAACUGCUGUCUGGAUUCUAUUGGUUAUUACUUUCUGCUGAGAAGAGUUAAUAAAAUAAACAAGAGACCCCAUUGAAUGUUAAAUGUUAGCUAAAAUAGAGUCUGUUGAUCUAGUUUAGAUUGAGGCAAGUCCCCAUGAGAAACACAAUAUAAUAAAGGCUGGUCUACAUCAGACUGUCUACCCUUACAAAACAUUAGUCUUACCAUGGUUGCAAGAUUUACAACUAUCAUGCUGAAAAUAAAAUAGCAUCAUGGUACGCCUGUUUUUGACUGUUAGUUUCAGAGAGAAAGUAAAAAAAAAUUAUUUUAAUAUAUUUUUGCAAUUUAAUAAAAUGUUUGAAUAAUUAUCCUCUGCACUUAUUUAUUUGUGCCCAUAAUUAUUUUCACGAUGAAGAGAAUAGAUCAAUUUGGAAAUAUUGCAUAAAUAAAAUUAUUAUAUUAUAUAUUAUACAAUAUUAUAUGAUAUCAUAUUAAUUAAAUUUAGCUAACACUCAGCAAAUGAUUUUAUCCAAAGUGACUUUGAUCACAUGCAAUUUUUCAUAUGAGCAAAAUCAUACACACACACA